GCUCAGGCUAUUUCCACUCUCAAAGUCGACACGCUUUUGGUAUGCUCUAUGAUAUUGCCCACCAACGUCCGGGUGUAUCUGUAAUGACUCUGAAUGAGGUCAUCCGCGACACGGCAGGAAAUCUGGAGAGGAUUACGCUGAACCACCGUUUCGCCCUCGCUAGCGCUCUCGCUACUACUCUGCUCGACUUCCACAAAGCAAGUUUAGUACACAAAAGCAUUUCUUCACACAAUAUCAUCUUCUUCUCGAGGCAUGGGCCAUGCAUUGAUGAUCCAUAUCUCAUCGGCUUCAACUACUCCAGACCCAACCAGCCAAAAGCAUUUACAACAGGCCCACCACCGAGCCUAACGGCGCGAAAGUACUACCACCCGUCAUACACAAGUGAGGCAUCACGUCGAGGCGAGCGUUUUCGAUUGGACUACGAUUAUUAUGGCCUUGGACUUGUGCUUGUGGAGAUUGGCUUAUGGGACAGACUAGAGAAUUUCAAGGGCAACUCGCCUACGGAGCUAAAGAACAGGCUUCUGAAGACUCAGGUUCCGCUCCUAGGGCACACGGUCGGGCAAUCAUAUAGGAAGGCAGUUGAAGCCUGUUUGAUGGGGCCAUUUGGUAG
This is a messenger RNA of Mytilinidion resinicola, 610 nucleotides long. RefSeq lists its product as uncharacterized. The transcript has a single exon. NCBI's taxonomy places the organism in Eukaryota, Fungi, Ascomycota, Dothideomycetes, Mytilinidiales, Mytilinidiaceae. The record is from RefSeq and is a predicted model, not a curated record. Gene Ontology annotation, molecular function: protein kinase activity; ATP binding. Gene Ontology annotation, biological process: protein phosphorylation. The annotation marks the transcript as partial.